Molecule: messenger RNA, 5284 nt
Organism: Phacochoerus africanus (Common warthog)
Lineage: Eukaryota; Metazoa; Chordata; Mammalia; Artiodactyla; Suidae
Product: ribonuclease inhibitor-like
Exons: 14
Coding region: 145-3297 (1050 amino acids)
Biological process (GO): negative regulation of inflammatory response; negative regulation of canonical NF-kappaB signal transduction; cellular response to cytokine stimulus
Cellular component (GO): cytoplasm
Molecular function (GO): protein binding
Source: RefSeq, a predicted model, not a curated record
GGCAAUGCUGAGGGCCGCUGGGGGGUGGGGGCUGAGACCUCGAGCGCGCGGGGACUGAGGCACACCUAGCUGUGCCGUCUUCAGCCAAAGCCCACCAGGUCCAUCGUGUAAAGUCACACGCCUGAAUCUUCUUGAUUUGUCAAGAUGAACAGUCAAAAGAAAAGAAAAGAUAUGGAACCUGCUUGUACCUGGAGUUUAUUGUCUGAACAGAAAGCUGCUUCAAGUUCUCUGACUUCAUCUUCAUGGAAGGAGCUUACAGAUUACCGGGAAGUAUUUAAAAAACAUCUAAAAGAAAAAUACCUAAAAAUAGGAGUCGAUAAAUGUUAUCACCACGGCAAGCAUAUAGACUCACGACUGCUUGUUGUAAAAGAACACUGUAUAUCAGAAAAGCCACCAUGCGGAAUUCCUCAACAAGAUAAUUUUAUUGAGAUGGAACAUGUGUUUGAUCCUGAUGAAGAGGGCUCCAGCUCACCCCGAACUGUGGUGCUUCAGGGAUGUGCUGGGAUUGGGAAAACAGCUGUGGUGCAUAAGUUCAUGUUUGACUGGGCAGCAGGAAUGGUUACUCCAGGCAGAUUUGACUAUGUCAUCUACAUCAACUGCAGAGAAAUAAGCCAUUUUGCUAACCUUAGUGCUGCUGACCUGAUCACUAACACUUUUCAAGAUGUAGAUGGACCAAUCCUGGAUGUUAUUCUUACAUAUCCAGAGAAGCUUCUGUUCAUUCUGGAUGGGUUUCCUGAGCUUCAGUACCGUGUAGGUGACCAGGAUGAGGAUCUUAGUGCCAACCCCCAGGAGAGGAAGCCAGUAGAGACCCUCUUAUGUAGUUUUGUGAGGAAAAAACUGUUCCCAGAAUCCUCCCUCCUGAUAACUGCUCGGCCUACGACCAUGAAGAAGCUCCACUCUCUGUUAAAACAACCUCUCCAGGCAGAGAUCCUAUGGUUUACAGAUGCUGAAAAGAGAGCAUAUUUCUUGAGUCAGUUUCCAGGUGCUAAUGCAGCAAUGAGAGUCUUUCAUGGUCUGCAAGAAAAUGAAGGCCUUGACAUUAUGUCUUCUCUUCCCAUCAUCUCCUGGAUGAUCUGCAGUGUUCUGCAGUCACAAGGAGAUGGUGACAGAACUCUUAUGAGGUCACUUCAGACCAUGACUGAUAUGUAUCUGUUCUACUUUUCCAAGUGCCUCAAAACCCUUAUAGGCAUCUCAGUGUGGAAGGGACAAAGUUGCCUGUGGGGCCUUUGCUCUUUGGCCGCAGAGGGACUUCAGAACCAGAAGGUCCUAUUUGAAGUCAGUGACCUCAGAAGACAUGGGAUAGGAGUGUAUGAUACCAGCUGCACUUUUCUCAAUCACUUUUUGAAAAAAGUUAAAGGAGGUGGAAGUGUCUACACUUUCCUUCACUUUAGUUUCCAAGAAUUCCUGACCGCUGUGUUCUAUGCCCUGAAGAAUGACAGCAGUUGGAUGUUUUUUGAUCAAGUGGGGAAAACUUGGCAAGAAAUAUUCCAACAAUACGGAAAAGGGUUUUCAUCAUUAACAAUACAAUUCUUAUUUGGCCUCUUACAUAAAGGAAAGGGAAAGGCUGUGGAAACUACUUUUGGAAGAAAAGUCUCUCUGGGACUUCGAGAGGAGUUAUUGAAGUGGACUGAGAAAGAAAUAAAGGAUAAAUCUUCUAGGUUACAGAUUGAGCCAAUGGAUUUGUUUCACUGUUUGUAUGAGAUUCAGGAAGAAGAAUAUGCAAAAAGGAUAAUUGAUGAUUUAGAGUCAAUUAUACUGCUUCAACCUACCUAUACAAAAAUGGACAUUCUGGCUAUGUCGUUCUGUGUAAAAAGCAGCCAUAGUCACCUGUCAGUGUCUCUGAAGUGUCAGCACCUACUUGGAUUUGAAGAGGAAGAUCGAGCCUCAGCAUUCAUGCCACCAACCUCGACAUUUAAUCAGCCCUUCCAACUGUGCGCUUUGCCAGUAUCUCCACUACAUUUGUUCUGCCAAGCACUCCGUAAUCCAUACUGUAAAGUCAAAGAACUGAAACUGAUUUUCUGCCACCUCACAUCUUCUUAUGGCAGAGACCUCUCCUUAGUAUUUGAAACCAACCAGUAUCUGACAGAUUUGGAAUUUGUGAAAAAUACCUUGGAAGAUUCUGGAAUGAAGCUUCUGUGUGAAGGACUAAAACAGCCAAACUGUAUCUUACAGACAUUGAGGUUGUACCGGUGCCUUAUCCCUUCUGCUUCUUGUGGGGCGCUGGCAGCUGUUCUCAGCACCAAUCAGUGGCUCACUGAGCUGGAAUUUAGUGAAACAAAACUGGAAGCCUCAGCUUUGAAAUUGCUCUGUGAAGGCUUAAAGGAUCCAAAUUGCAAAGUACAGAAGCUCAAGUUGUGUGCUAGCUUUCUCCCUGGAAGCUCAGAGGCUGUUUGCAAAUAUCUUGCCUCUGUUCUCAUUUGUAAUCCAAACCUCACUGAGCUGGACCUGAGUGAAAAUCCCCUGGGGGACACAGGGGUGAAGUAUCUCUGUGAGGGUCUCAGACAUUCCAACUGUAAAGUGGAGAAACUAGACUUGAGCACAUGUUCCCUGACAGAUGCUAGCUGUGUGGAGCUCUCUUCUUUCUUGCAAGUGAGUCAGACUUUAAAAGAGCUGUUUGUGUUUGCCAAUGCCCUUGGGGACACAGGAGUACAGCAUCUCUGUGAAGGUCUGCACCAUCCGAGUGAUACAAUCCAGAAUCUUGUGCUAUCGGAAUGUUCCCUCUCUGCAGCUUGUUGUGAGUCCCUGGCCCAAGUCCUGAGCUCCACCCGGAGCCUGACAAGGCUGCUUCUAAUUAAUAACAAAAUUGAAGAUUUGGGACUGAAAUUGCUGUGUGAAGGAUUAAAACAGCCUGACUGUCAGUUAAAGGAUUUGUCACUGUGGACCUGUCACCUGACUGGAGAGUGUUGUCAGGAUUUGUGCGAUGCACUGUAUACCAAUGAACACCUGAGAGUCCUUGACCUCAGUGACAAUGCCUUAGGGGAUGAGGGUAUGCAGGUGCUGUGCGAAGGGCUGAAACACCCCUCCUGCAAGCUGCAGACCUUGUGGCUAGCAGAAUGUCAUCUCACAGAUGUGUGCUGUGGAGCCCUCGCUUCUGUCCUCAAGAGAAAUGAGAACCUAACGUUGCUAGACUUAAGUGGAAAUGACCUCAAGGAUUUUGGAGUUCAAAUGCUCUGUGAUGCACUGAUUGAUCCCAAAUGUAGACUACAGACGUUCUACAUUGACACGGAUCAUUUACAUGAAGAAACAUUCAGAAAAAUAGAAGCUUUAAAAAUGAGCAAGCCUGGAAUCACCUGGUAGUUUCCAAGGAGAACCCCUGAAUCAGCUGCAUAUAGACCUCCUCUGUCUGGCACCAUCUCUAACAGUUGUGCAGUAUUCUUGUUCCAAACCUGUUAAUCUUUGCUGAGGACGCUAGUGGCAAACAAGCAGUGAUUGCUAUUUCUUACAUAGAACCAUCCGCUAAAUAGGAUGUAAGAGGUGGAAGCACCUUAGUUGAAAUGUCUUCAGCAAUAAUACCUUACAUUCAUAUAUUGUGUUACAAUGUUUACUAUGUUUUCACCCAAACCUUUCAAGGUGGAAAGAUGAGGCUCAGAGAGGUUGCGACAAGCUCCAAGUCACACAGCUCAUUACUGGGAGAGUUGGGACUGACAUCCAGCCAGGUUUCCCAGUACUCAGACCAGGCAGGGAAACAAUUUAAAAAACAUAUGUGAACGAGUCCACCUAAAGAAACAAAAUACUUGAAAUCAUUAAAGGACACGAGGAUGUACAAACACACAUGUUAUCUCUCAUGGUGCUGAUUUUAAGUAAAACUGUAAUUCACAAAAUAGAGAGCAGUGAGUUGGAUUAAUAGGGAAAGGCUUCAAAGAGGUGAGACUUGAUGGGGUUGGCGGGAAGAUACACUGGCCAGUGGCUGUAAGACUGCAGGCAGAAGGGCUAUGUUUGUGAACAGCUCACCAAAAGUGCCUAGGGAGAGAACUAUUUGCAUUGGAGUUUCUUGAGCUGCCACGAUAUCCAUAUCCUAGGCUCCUGACGGUGCUUUCCAGUGUCCAGGCUCAACUCCCUUUCUGAACUGUUAAUACCUCCCCUAUAUGUGUGUUCUUGUUCGUGGACUUUUAUGACUCACUCCUCAUCCCUGACAGUGUAUUACAUAGCCUAGCAUGGAUCCUCCAUGACCCCAUGUUUCUUUCUCUGCCUGGCUUCCACAAAACACCAGAUGAGAUGGUGGAGAAAGAGAAUGCUAGGCAAAGAAAAUAGCCCAGAGCCUGUGAAAUAGGAGCGAUUGUGCCGUGGGACCUGCAGAAAAGAAGGCUGAUCCGAUUAAAGUGUAGAGCUUUACUACUUACUAGUUGUGUGUCCCUGGAUAAGUUACUUGGAUUCUUGGAGCCUCCAUUUUCUCAUCUAUAAAAUGGAGGUAAAUUGAUUUUACCUUUUCAGGGCUAUUGUUCUCAACAUGGUGCCUACCCCACAGUAGGUACUGAUUAGUGGUAGCUGUUUUAUAUGAGUAUGUACCUAUAAUAUAACUCAGCUGUGUAGUCUUUGAGUUCCCAGAGUUUCUUGCUGUGUGGUCAGUGUGAACUGUGCAUUUGAACUAAAUGUGUGUGCCAGAGGCGAUGAAUCUAGUGGGGGAAGAGACACACAGUGGGAAGCUAUUGCAGGUGAGAGGUCCAGCUGCUCCAUGUCCUCAUCCAUCAUCGGAUAUUGUUCCCUGCUGCCCUGGGAGAUUGUAACUCUCAGUUAGGAGACCAGGUCUGACCUGAGAAGAAUGGUCAAGGUAGCAGUUUGUUUCCCAUUUUCUCAAGUUGUUCUUUCCCUUUGGUUAUUUAACACUUAUUUAUUGAGGAUUUAUUGUGUGCCAGGUUUUGUGUUAAGUUUUGGCUUUACAGAGAUGAAUAUGCCUUUUCCUGUGCGCUUUGCCUACCAUGUUCUCUGAUUGCCUUGGUGUCUCUGUCAGUCUGGUGAACAUCUGCCAAAACUCAGUCACAUUAGGAACUCGAAAGAUAUAAUGUUAAAUGAAAAACUGCAGAACUCUGUGUGUGCGUGUCCUGUGUGUGUGUCAAAAGGAUAAAUAUGCGUGUGUAUUUAUGUGUCCAGAAUGUGUAAGGAAGGAUUUAUACAAGAAAUUGCUAAUAGGAGUUACUGCUGACAAGAGGAAGCAGGCAAGCAGGGGUCUUGGGAGAACAGGAAAGGAACUUUUCAUUUUCAUCUAUAGCCCUCUAUUCUACUUGAUGUUUUUAACAUGUGCAUGUAUUACUUUUAUAAUUAAUAAAUUUUGUUGUUAAAAAUUAAA